This is a messenger RNA of Paramecium pentaurelia, 4107 nucleotides long. NCBI's taxonomy places the organism in Eukaryota, Ciliophora, Oligohymenophorea, Peniculida, Parameciidae. The record is from the annotation of a GenBank genome assembly.
AUGGAAGAUUAGUGGUUUCUAAAUGGAAAGAAAGUAAUAAAAUAACAAAUGCUUUCAAAAUCAUCACAUCAGAUAAUUAAUGGUGUCUCAAUAACAUUAGAAGCUUCAUUUGGAUGCUUAUAGAAUCCAAUAAGAAAGAACUGUAUGUUUGUGAAUGAUGACACACUCAUGUUUAUAAGCGGCAAGCAUAUAGUGCUCUAUGACAUAAUUAGAAAGAGAUAAACAUACAUAAUGAAGAGCGCUGAAGAUGAAGUAGUUUAAGCAUUGAGUUUUCAUGUUUCACAUGGAUAAAAAUUGUUCAUUGCAAUAGCAUUCAAAUCAACAAGCAAGAUUCUUCCCACCGUCAAGGUAUAUAAUAGAAAAAAGAAGCGAUUCUAUUAAUGUGUACACUCUCAUUUAUUACCUAAUAGUAAUAUUCAUGAGAUUCUGUUUAUUAAUGAUGGAAAGGUACCAUAUAGAUUGAUAAUUAGCAUCUAAUCUCAUUGUCAACUUAGGAGGAUGGUUAUGGAAUGAGUUUGUUUGCAGUUAGUAAAGAAGUUUCACUUUCUUAUACUCUCAUAAAAUAAAAAAUUAAUAUGCUAGAAUCUAUUAGUGAUUUCGAAUUUUUUCUGAUAGGACCAUAAUUUCUGACAUCAUAUAAAUAUUAAGCUGAUAUUAGUGGCUUAGAAAUUUAGAAUAAUUUAAUAACUGUACUAGAGCUAUAAUUCGAUGAAAACAUAGUGGGAGUUUGUUAUAAUUCUGAAAAGAAAUAUGCCAUUGUUGCAACUAGCAAAAACAAUCUCAUCAUGAUUAAAGGAGAUAAGAAUGUCGCAAAAUUCGAAUUACAAACACAAUAGAAAGAAUCAAAUCAUUUAUUAUGUAAUCAUCAUUAGAUAUCAAUUAUAGAAUAAAUUAAUAAGGAUAAAAAUAAACCAACUGAAUAAGAGAAAUUAGUGAAUGUUCGAAUCUCUACUAUAGCAAAGACCAACAAAGGAUUCAUAAUUGGUUUAAUAGGGAAGCCUGCAUUAUAAGUUUAUGAAAUUGAAUAAGAUGCUUCAGAACAAGAACAAUAUAUCUUAAAUUUGGUCGGUUCUUACUUUAUAAAGGAUGAACAUAUUUAUGGAAUUCAUUAAAUUCAUUUGGCUACAGAUGAGAUGUAUGCAGCAUUAACAGUUAUUUACUUUAAUCGCUCUGCAUAUCAAGUAGCUUUAGGGUCGUAGUAAGUACUGAAUAAUAUUGUUUCUUGUGAAUAAAUCUUGGAAAAUUAUCAGGGAAAACUAGAAUUGUUUACAUUUAAUUUAGCUAUAGUUGAAGCUUUGAAGUCAGUUCAAAAAGAUCCAUUUGAACCAUUAUUUGAGAAGGGUGUUCACAAGGGCACAAUUUUCAAUAUUGCAACAACUCCUAUGAGAUCUAUAAUAGCAUCUGUGUGUGAUGAUAAGAAUAUAAAAUUUUGGGAUUAUUCGAAUGAUUUUAAGGAAAUGUUCUCACAUUAAUUUCAUGAAACUCCAUUAUCAGUGGCUAUACAUCCAUUAAGUUAUUAAUGUGCAAUUGGAUUUAAGGAUGGGUAAUGAAAUUAUUAAUUUUUAUUUACUAGUCUUCGAUUCUAUUUUAUUCUAGAUGAUGAUCUUAAAUUAGUCCAUAACGAAACUACCAAAGUUUGUAAUGCACUCACUUAUAGUGAGGGAGGACAUAUAUUGGCUGCUGCGAAUGGUAAUCAAAUUCAAUUGUAUAAUCCGUUAACAUAUAAAAUGAUAAAUGUCUUGCCUAAUCAUCAAACAAAUCUCAAGGAUCUACUAUUUAUAGAUAGAGUAUUAAAAUUCAUAAAAUAUAUAUAAGGAUAAUCUUUUAAUUUCCUAAUGCCAAUUUGGAAUAUUAUAUGUUUGGAAUUUACUUUCUGGAGAAAGAAUUUUAGAACACGCUCAAAAGCAAAACAAAUAUCAAAGUUUAUGUUAUGACUUUGAAUACGAUCUUGUUAUAGGAGUUUCGGAUUAGAAAUUAAAGGUGUAUCAUGAGAAGGGUUAGAACAUGGUCUUAGAAGUGGAUACUUCUCCUACAUAAUUUAGUGCGAUAUGUAUUAGUCAUAGAUAUAAUGCAAUCUUUUUUGGAACUACUUAAGGGUCUAUUAGAGUAUACUCCUAUCCAUUUUACCAUUUCAAUCCUAAAAUGAUGGAGUCCAUUGAAAUUCCUGUCCAUUAAUUAGCUGUCACAGCAAUUAAAGUAUCUCCUGAUAAUAGUUAUUUAAUAAGUUCAUCAAUCGAUGGCAGUAUUUUCUUCAGUAAAAUCAAACAGUUUAUUAAUGGAGAAGAAGUAAUCAAUAUUUAAUAAUACUAGAUUACAUAAUUGGAUUUGAUAACUAGAGGUGAUAUAGAAAAUAAGAUUACCAAUACUUUUGCACUUAAUAGUUUGUGUUUAUGCUCAACAACAGCUUAAGAAAUAAGGUAAGAGCAACUGAAAGAAUUAGAAUAUAGAUUGUAAAAUUUUAAAAGUGAUAUUGAUGAUGCUAAGGAGGUUUAACUGAAUAAUAAUGACUAUAAACUAAAGAAAAUACGAGAUGAACAUACUAAAGAGAUUCAAAAAGUCUAAGAUUUAUUAUCUUAAACAAUUUAAUAAUCAGAUGCCAAAAACAACAAGAUUAAAGAGGAUAAAAAGAAUUUAAUUUCAACUUCUAAGAAAACUAUUGAGGAGAUGAAUGAAUAAAAUUCAAAGAAAUUGUUGUAGAUCUAUGAUAUAAGAGACAAAUUGAAUGAGAAAUUAUAAAAUAUUAUUAAACAGUAAGAUGAAGAAAGACGACUAGUUAAUUAAGAAUAUUAAUAAUCAAUAUCUUAGGUUGAUGAUGAAUACUGCUAAAAAUAUUAAGACUUAUUCAAUAGAUUCAGUUAAGCUAUGUCCAAUAUGAAAUUGGAUCAAAGAAAAUUUAAAGAAGUCCUGUAGUAAAGUGAGAAAGAUUACGAAACUUUUUACAAAGAAUCAUAACAGUCCUUAAAGGCAAAAUUAGAAGAAUUUAACACUCAAACAGAAAUAUUGAGAUCUAGUAUUUCUAGAUUUAAAAAAGAAAUUGUCAGAUAUUAAAAUAGAAAAGAAAUCUUGCAUAAUUUAAAAAAAGGUAGAGACUUCAUAAAAUAAGUUAGAAACUGAGGAAUCUUUGUAGAGUCUGCGUUAAGAAUUAAAAGGGUAUGAAGAAAAACAUAAGAUGAUGUUGGCAGAUCUAAGAGAGAAAGAGAAACUUAUAAAUUAAAGGGAAUAACAAAUAAAAGAUUUUAGAAUGAAAAAUGUUCAUUUAUAAAACUUUUAAAAAGUGUAUGAUUAUAGAGUAAACACUUUAAAAGAUGAAAGAGAACCUUUAAUGGAUCAUCUAAAAAAUAUGGAAGUAAUGAUUCAUAAUUAUUCAUCAAGAAACAUGUUAAGAACCUUUAUAAUGAAUUGAUAGAAGAAUCAGGGUUAAAGCAAUCUCGAAUUGAGGAAGAAAGAAAAUUAAUUACAGAUUUAAAUAUAUUUAAAAACCAACUAAAGUCUGCCUUAACUGUUUUAUCUUUAUCCAAAAGAAAUAUGGAGAACUUUAAGUCUUCGAUAUAAACAUUAAUAAAUAGUGAUACUGGAGAUUGGCCAGAAAAAUUAGAGGAAUUAUAUCACAUGGUGUAAAAAGAAAAUAGUAAGGCAAUCACAAUUAAAAAUCCAGUGUUUUAGGAAACUUUAAAGGAUAUGUAAAAGGAUCCUCUAUAAUAAUAAAUUGAUCAAAGUUAAUAAAAUGCUAUUUAUAAAGCAUUGUCAAGUCAGAAAUAAUAUCUACAAUAAAGUCUUUCUGAAGUUGAGGCUUCAGUCAAAUAUCAACUUGGCUAAAGAGAAGUAGCAUAUGACACGAUUUAAGACUAAAACAAACAUCUGAUAAAGUAAUGCAAAGAAUUGAGAGAGAAGAAAUAGGAACUGAAAUCAUAAUUAGAUAGUAUGAACAAGGAAUAUAGAGAGAAAAAGAGGGAAUUAAACAGUUAGGGAAUAGAAAUUCCAGAAGAAAAUGAAGAUGAUAAUCAAUUUGCCAGGACCUACGCCACAACCUUUACUUCAAUUACAAGAACACCUGGAACAAAGUCAUAAUAAAAUUUUAGAACUAAAAUUAUUAGAAAUAUAGGAUGA